GCCGUCUGGUGAGUGCAUUUCACCGUCCAGUGACCGAUUAGCUUUCCCCGGCGGAGAAUUUCAUAUUGGCAUUGUAAACGGGCAAAGAGCUUGAAGCAGUGAAGCAGAGCCUCGGAUUCAUCCUUGUUUGCUCCGUUCUGUAGAAUCAGAGACCGCCAUGGAAGUUCUGCUAUGUCCGGAGCCUUCUCUCUCGAUUCGGAUCGCUGAACCUUGCCGCCUCAACCGUUUGAAUAUUCGAAGCUCUCUGCGAUUUCCCGCUGAAAUUGGAGGUCGUUGGAUCGCCCGAGCUCGCCUGCCGGCUGUGAAAGCUGUUAUAGACUCGGCGACGCUGGAUCAAUUAGGAAUGACGGAAUCCGAGAUUAGGAAUCCCGCGGUUUCUUCCACGUAUCGGAGCUCGAAGUUGCCGAAGCCGAAUCAGACUGUGCUGGAAGCGCAAGCUAGGGUUUGCACCGGACCUGAAAUGACAAAGCCGCUUAGCGAGGAGCAAGCUUUCAAAGUUUUCGAUACCAUUUUAAGAUCAGUGAGGGGUGAGCUCAAAGACGAAGACAGAGUUUCCAGAGCACAGCUCGGGGCUUUCUUUGCUGGAAUGACGAUACGUGCGAAUGCCUUCCCUGAAGCUACUCAGUGGAGUGAAGGAGAAAAGCGUGCAAUUGGCACGUUUUGGCCCCAGCUGGUCCGAGCUUUACCACCUGAUGUGGUCUUCAUUGCUGAUCCUGAGGGCUCUAUAAUGGGGAGUUCGAUAGGGCCGCAGUUUGUUGGCAAUGAUACGACUGAGAUGAGAUUGGUUGGUGCGCUUAGGGAGGUAUUAGCUGGGGGCCAUCUCGGGUACGAGGAGGUCCAAGGUGUGCUGAGAGAUGUUCUUCCCUUAAAUGUUGAAGAAGAUGGCAAAGACAGUUCGAAAGAGUCGUUGGUUUCGGCAUUCCUAAUUGGUCAGCGGGUGAACAGGGAGACAGAUCGUGAAUUGAAAGCAUAUUGUCUUGCUUUUGAUGAUGAACUGGGUCCUCCUCCAGUUGCUGAUGUUAGAUCAUUGACCCAUUAUGGCGAACCUUAUGAUGGAAACACACGUUUCUUCCGGAGCACGUUGUUUGUUGCUGCUGUUAGAUCCUGUUACGGUGAAUCUUCAUUGCUUCAUGGUGUGGACUGGAUGCCACCUAAGGGAGGCAUAACUGAAGAACAAAUGCUGAAGUUCAUGGGUGCAAAUACACACCUCACCCCGUUGCAGGCCAAAGAUCUUCUUGAGGAUAAGGAUCUUGGUUUUGCCUACUUAAGUCAGCGUGAGGCUCGCCCAUCCCUAUAUUCAUUAAUUCAGUUGAGGGAGCACAUAAAAAAGCGUCCCCCGCUGGCAACCACAGAAAAGGUUCAACAAUUAGUAAGGGCCAGUGGAAGAGAAGCAGUUGUUGCUGGAUUCUAUCAUGAAGGCUAUGAGGAGCCGCUUUUGAUGCUUAUGAGAAGAAGAGGUGUACAUUCCGGUUUGGUGGUUAAGGGAGAGGAAGGCGCACUCUCUAUGACAACAAGACUGAAGUCAGGAAAUGCCUCAAAAGGACUUCCAGUCAACUACUGCUCAGGAUUUCGCUCAUCUACUACAGCAUCUGCUCUUGAAGUCGACGGUGUCUCACGUCAGAGCUUCAGCAUUGUGGUCGACGCCAAGGAUUAUGGCUUUCAAUCCACCGAUACUCCAAGAACAGAUAGAUCAGUUUCCAAGAACAUAGAGCUGGGUCUGGCAGCUCUUCAUGGCCAAAAGGGACCUGCAUAUGAUCGUAUCGUACUAAAUGCAGGAAUGAUCGAUCACUUGCUGGGAUGUGAUGGUGCAGAAGAUGUACAUUCAGCCCUAGAUAGGGCCAGAGAAGCCAUCGAUAGUGGUCGAGCGCUCAAAAGGUUCCUAAAUUAUAUCAAGGCUAGUAAUAAGAUGAAAUGAAUGAGCUCUUUCAUUAGCCUUUUGACCGGUGUAACAUGUUACCUUCUUUCUCGUCCUAGAUCAGAGUUUGAAAGGGAAAAUCCACAGUUACAUGUAAUUUAUAGAACAUUUUCGUAGAAUCACAAGAACAUCGAAGUUUGGAGCAAAUAGAUGUUUAUAAAGUUCUUCCAGCUUU
Molecule: messenger RNA, 2090 nt
Organism: Linum trigynum
Lineage: Eukaryota; Viridiplantae; Streptophyta; Magnoliopsida; Malpighiales; Linaceae
Source: the annotation of a GenBank genome assembly